Prorocentrum cordatum is the source of this 891-nucleotide messenger RNA. The record is from the annotation of a GenBank genome assembly. Lineage: Eukaryota; Dinophyceae; Prorocentrales; Prorocentraceae.
GGACUCAGGGCGCAGCAAGCUCCGUGGUUUGACCCGGGCGCGAGCGUCAUCACGAGGGCCGGCAAGAAAAGCCACGUGAACCAGUGGCGCCUGGAAGCAGCCGGGUCGGCGGAGGUAGCGCAGUGCUUCCUGGCGGCAAACUGCCGUUCAGGGGGGUGCGAGAGCAUCGCCCGCAGUCUGCACGACCCAGAAAGAAAGAGGAUCAUCACGAUUUGCGGUGGAUGUCACAUGCACGUCGGCGAAGAUCAUGUUCCCCCGCCCCCCGCCGGCGAGAUGCGCAUGCGUGACUUCGCGGCGGGCCCGGUUUGGUGCGCCCCGAGGGGUGAUGGGCCCGCGAUCGCGCAUGAGCGCUGCGAUGGUGUUCCCCCGCCAGGCCCUGCCAGCGAGGAGGCGUUCUCCAGAGUGCUCGGUUUCAGCGCGGGCGAGUUCGCGCACCCGGUGCACACCAUCCCUCGCGCGGGUCAGUUGGCGCACGUCGGCCACAUCUGCAACUUUCGCCGGAAGGUCAGCAAGUUCCUCAAGAAUCUGCCGGUCAUGCCUGCGGACAUGCCUGUGGUGCACGUUCGCCCCCGUGCGCUAGGCUCUGCCGGCGCCGAGGAAAAGUCGGCGGGCCGGGCCUUAUUCAAAGUCGACAUCUCCAAACUCAAGGCGUGGGCCGGCGACGACGUGGAGGUGGGCGCGACGCGCGAGGCCGACAGCGACGCCUCCCAUGUCCCUCCGGUCACUCCGACAUAUUUCGCCAGGUGGGUGGAGCACGGCCGGACUGAAGCCGUCGCCUGUGACUUCGGGUAUGCGAUCGGGAACCGACUGCGGGAAGUCAUCUCGGACGGGGACUGUGAUGACGAGGGCCCAGGUCCCGCCGGCGCCGCAGGCUCUCGCGCGCGGGCGGAG